This is a messenger RNA of Penicillium manginii, 1275 nucleotides long. RefSeq names its product putative oxidoreductase. The record is from RefSeq and is a predicted model, not a curated record. The transcript has 3 exons. NCBI's taxonomy places the organism in Eukaryota, Fungi, Ascomycota, Eurotiomycetes, Eurotiales, Aspergillaceae. The coding region runs from base 1 to 1275 and encodes 424 amino acids.
AUGCCCAUCCCAAUUAUUGCCCAUGGCAUCUCGGAGGGCAUCUCGGCAAUUCCCUAUGCCUGGACCGCCCUCAAAUUCGCACCAUGGCUCCUCCUCCUCGCCGCAGCAAAAUACUACUUCGGCGGAGCUCCCAACACCUCCGAGCGCCUCCUAGCCUCAAAAGUGGUGAUGGUAACAGGAGGUACAUCAGGAAUAGGAGCAAGCGUAGUCCGCGAACUCGCCGCCCGCCAAGCCCAAGUAAUAAUUCUAACCCAACAAUCCCCCUCCGACCUCUUCCUAGUCGAAUACAUCGACGACCUCCGCCGCCAAACGAAAAACAACCUCAUCUACGCCGAACAAGUAGACCUCGCCUCCCUCCACUCCGUGCGCGAGUUCGCGACCAAAUGGAUCGACAAUGUCCCGCCGCGCCGUCUGGACGCCGUCAUCCUCUGCGCCGGUCUCGCCGUGCCGGCUAGCGCGCGCGGACAGACGCUGGACGGUAUCGACGACGAGUGGCAGGUCAAUUACCUGGCUAACUUUCAUCUGCUGAGUAUUCUCAGUCCGGCGCUGCGGGUUCAGCCGGCGCAUCGGGAUGUUAGGGUUAUUCUCCCGACUUGCUCGAGUUAUAUCGGGGCGAAGUUUGAUUUGGAGACUGUUAAGCGGGAUCAUGAGGAGGAGAGAAAGGAAAAGGAAAAGAAGAAUAAGAGCAAGAAGGACUCUUUGGAUCAGGGUCCUAUGGCUAGAUUGUCUGUUCGGCCGAAGGGUAUUUACGCCGUCAGCAAAUUCGCCCUGAUGACUUUUGCCCACUCCUUCCAGCGCCAUUUGAACGCCCACGAACGACCGGAUAGUCUACCCCCCUGCACGCGCGUGUUGAUCGUUGACCCGGGCCUUACGAGAACGCCCGGGACCAGGCGCUGGCUGACGGGCGGAUCGCUGUGGGGACUGCUGUUGUAUCUACUCACGUGGCCGUUUUGGUGGCUGGUUCUCAAGUCGCCGGAUCAAGGGGCGCAGAGUAUUCUGUACGCGGCGAUGGAGGAGAAAUAUGCGCGUGGAACUGGGGGGGUGGAGUGUCGGGAGGUGGAUUGUGCGAGGAAGGAUGUGCAGGAUGAGGAUGUUGGGAGGAGGUUGUGGGAGUUUAGUGAGAAGCAGAUUGCCGAAGCGGAGAAGGAGGGGGCGUUGAGGAGGGCUGCGAAGAAGAAGGAGGUUAAGGAUGAGGAGGAGAAGAAGGUGCGGAAGGAGACUGCUUCGCAGAAGGCGCAGAGUGCUGGCUCGAGACGGAGUCGGAAGAAUAAAUGA